AUGGAGUCUAAUGACCAGAAUGACGUGCAUCUCUUGUUGUUCCAUGGUUAUGCUGAGAAACCAGCUUAUGCCUUUUAUGACAGAGAUAGUGAGGAAAAGACACUGGAGCUUUACUCUUUGCAUUAUGAUAACCCUGCUUUUGAUGAGCACUGCGAGGUUGAAGUUCCAACUGUUCAGUUGGCGAAUGUGUGUUCCCGUGUUGUUGCCACUUGUAAUGGGCUGGUGUGCCUUGCGGAUGAUAUAAUGCAAUAUGUCAACACCCACAUAUUAGCAAAUCCAUCUAUAAGAAAGUUUGUAACCCUUCCCGAGCCUGAUGUUACAUAUUCGACACAUGGUGGGUAUGACACUUCUGUUGGGUUUGCUUUUGAUGCUAUGACCAGUGAUUAUAAGGUUGUGAGGCUUGUUACUCUUUGGGAUGAAGAUGAACAUCCACAGGAUCUCACUUGUCGAACUGUAGCUGAGGUUUUUUCACUAGCCACUGGCUCUUGGAGCAUGCUACCUGAUGUCACUCCUCGGUUUGAAAUGUAUCCACGCACUUCCCAGGCUUUUGUUAAUGGGGCUCUUCACUGGCAUGCAAAGCGUAGGAAAGAACAUGAUCUUUACUAUUUCAUUUUGAUAUUUGAUGUGGGCAGGGGUUUAUUUUAUGAGACCAUGAUGCCAGAGAGUUUGAAAUGCGAUGCACCAGUAUCAUUACAAUUGUCUGUUUCUGGAGAUGGGAAGUCCAUUACUCUGUUCAACCUGUAUUCUAGUUAUUUUGGUGAAGGUCCUUUUUGUGAUAUCUGGGCUUCUGUGCCUUCUUUUUUGGGUGCUUCUGUCCCAACUGCUUAA
Messenger RNA from Fragaria vesca subsp. vesca, 828 nucleotides. Its product is annotated as F-box protein CPR30-like. Bases 1 to 828 code for a protein of 275 amino acids. The transcript has 2 exons. The record is from RefSeq and is a predicted model, not a curated record. NCBI's taxonomy places the organism in Eukaryota, Viridiplantae, Streptophyta, Magnoliopsida, Rosales, Rosaceae.